AAUUGGAUGAGGGAAUGGUAGAGACAGCAUAAAUAGACUCCAGACGAAGAUAACCACACUGCCACACUUCCACCUUAGAUCAUCAGCGGACACAAGCGCCUUCAGUCCUCCAAAGUUUUCCUAAGUGAGACAUCCGUCUUAAAGAUGAGGUUCGUGUUUGGCUGGGCUGUGUUGGUGGUGACCCUGGGGGUCCUUCACUGUACCCCAGAGGACCUGCCAACAGGCAUAUCAGAGGACACCCUAAAAAAGCUUUCUCUAGAUGGAGAGAAGCUGGUGGAUGAAGAAGUGAGGAAGGCACUUCAUGGAGUCAAGCAGAUGAAGGAGAUCAUGGUGAAGAACGAGGAGAAGCAUGAGCACCUGAUGAAGUCUCUCCGACACAGCAACGACAAGAAGAAGGGGGCAGCCCAGUUGACCCAGGAGGUGACGGAGAAGCUGGAGGAGGCUGAGGAGCAGUGCAAGAUCUCCCUCCAGUCUGAAUGGGAAGAGUGUCGGCCGUGCCUGGAGGACGCGUGCAAAACCUUCUACACCUCCACCUGCCGCAGGGGAUUCUCCACUUUCCGUUUCAAGGUGGAGAACUUCUUCCGCAGGGUUUCCUCUCGCUUCGGCCCCCGGGAGCAGCGCCCCCUAGUGGUGGAAGGCAGCCUGGAAGACGUGGUGGUGAACCAGAGCUCAGAGAACUCAGACGUGGAGGUGGUCCGCAUCGAGGACUCUUUCAACCGACUGCUCGCCAAGGUGGCCACCCUGUUCGACCGGAGCAUGGUGCUGGAGUCCCGCAUCCAGAACAAGCUGGACUCGGCUCUGCAGAAGGCCUUCUCUCCCAAGCUCAAGGACCAGGUGAAGCCCACUGAGGACCCAUUCUACCCGGCCCGCGACUCUGCCUUCCUCAAGGGAGUGGGCCUGGAGGAGGUCCUCGACUCCUUCUUUGACUUUGGGAAGAGCGUCGUGGAGGAGUUUGGGGCGGUGGUCACCCAGGUGUUCGAUGACCUGCAUGAUGCUGUGGAGGAGGAAUCUAAGAAAGAGAGGGACUUGUUUCCCCGCUUCCUGCAGAACAGGAAGUUGUGCAGAGACCUCCGCAGACAGACCUCAGAGUGCUGGCAGCUGCAGAACCAGUGUGAGGCCUGCCAAGGAGCCUUGCUCACAGAGUGUCCCAGCGUGCGGGAGCUGCACCUGGAGCUGGAUGAGGUGUCUCAACUGCUGGAGGUUUCCAAGGAGCAGUACAACGAGAUCCUGGGCAUCGUGCAGCGCCACACCGAGGACACGGUCAGCUGGCUCUCCAACAUGGACACCGAGUUCAGCUGGGUGGCCGAGCUAGCCGACAACAACACCAACAUGCCCGAGAGUCUGUUCCGCAUCACCACGGUGUCCCAGACCAGCGAUGGAGACAACGCACUCAGAGCAGACACCAAGGUGGAGGUGAACAUCCUGAACUCUCCCCCCCUCAUCCUCACCAUCCCUGCAGAGAUCGAGCUUCAGGACCCAACCUUCAUCCAGUACGUCACCCAGGAGGCCCUGGACAUGUACAAGCAGAUAGUCCGGCAUGAGGAUGACUAAGGCAGAGGGAGGAGUCAUGUGAUGGAGGCCACGGUCCAUCGUCAUGUCCUAGUUUGUGGACGUCUUUUCAAGUGGUAGCCUAAGCACAACGUAAACAUUAUACUCUGUUCAAUAUUUAUUUUCUAGAUUAAAUGUAUAAAUGGAUGAAACACUGUUCAUAUUAUAUUAACUUAAAUUUAAACUUGAACCAAUUUACCUUAAAAAUGUUGUCUUAUUGCAUGUUGUACAGUACAAGACAUUCCAAUAAAACUAUUUAUUCCAUAACCU
Messenger RNA from Osmerus eperlanus (European smelt), 1818 nucleotides. RefSeq names its product clusterin-like 1 (retinal) (gene clul1). The coding region runs from base 145 to 1551 and encodes 468 amino acids. Lineage: Eukaryota; Metazoa; Chordata; Actinopteri; Osmeriformes; Osmeridae. Gene Ontology annotation, molecular function: misfolded protein binding. The record is from RefSeq and is a predicted model, not a curated record. Gene Ontology annotation, cellular component: nucleus. The transcript is spliced from 9 exons.